This is a messenger RNA of Trypanosoma rangeli, 2148 nucleotides long. RefSeq lists its product as uncharacterized. The coding region runs from base 1 to 2148 and encodes 715 amino acids. Lineage: Eukaryota; Euglenozoa; Kinetoplastea; Trypanosomatida; Trypanosomatidae. The record is from RefSeq and is a predicted model, not a curated record. The transcript has a single exon.
AUGUUGCGUCCCACUGCAUCCUGCCUGAAGCUAAGGCGCAGGAACUCCCCGUAUGUGCAGAAGUUCCUGGAGGGUUGUCCGCUUCCAGACACGCUUGUGGAUGACCUUGCGGGGGCAAACCUGAAGUCGUCCACACCGUUUUUUACCACGAUGCCGCGAUACAUUGUGGGGAAGGAAAAUCGUCUGUCCAAGUUGUUUUUCCACCACACGCUGUACCCGGCCGGUGGGGCGCGGCGGCCGUAUCGCGUGGUGGUAGUGCGGGGUGGACGCGGGGUGCGGAAUCAGCCCCAGGUGGUGCUGCCCUCCUCUCAGCACGCCUUUGCUGAGGCUUAUGGUCGUGUGCGGCAGGAUCCGGCGCGGCGGCCAUUUUUCUACGCAAGACCCGUUGCCCUGGCACCGUCUCGUCUCAGUCACGGGGUGAAUCUCAACGCUGGCGAAGGGAGUGAGAGGUCGGUCAGCUUCAGUGAGAUGACUGGUUGUGGUGGAGAGACGACAGCAGAGUCGUCGCGCGCUGCCGAGGACAGUCUGUUGGCGCCCUUGUGUGGCGUUAUCGAGAGUCAUUUUGCGGCCCUGUUGAAGCCGCAGGCGACGGACGAGGGUGGUGCCGGGAGCGGCUGUGUCAGACAGACAAUCCGGGAGGAGCUGACUGCGCUGCUGAGCGCCGGCCACGGCGGCGUCAUGGCGGAUGAGGAGGCGGCGGGAAAUGCGGAGGUGUCGAGCUCCUCCCACAGAGACCUUAUGGGGGAUAUGCUGCGGAGUGUCGCGUCAUUUCCAUCCUCCUUUUUUUAUGUCCACACACAGCUACCGUCCUCGGCUCUGUUUCUGACAACACCUUCCACAGACACAGACGUGGACACCGCCACCCAUCCCGCCUGGGCGCCUCUCGAUAAAAGUGGGGGAGAUCACACACGAAGGUCGGUGGUGGCGCGACUAGCCGGUGGGUUAGAGCCUGUCGUGCACUUCGCUGUAGGAUCCCCUUUGCUCGUGCGAUCUAGGGCAGCAUGCAGGGGUGAUGACGGGAAGGCGGCAGCUGCGGCAGGGGCAGGUGGGAUGCCGUUUGGACACAUUCAAUGCCUUCUGCGUGUCUACACAAGAGGGGGAAAUGGCGGCGAGGAAUACUUAGAGGAAAAUGUGGGGACAUCCAAGGCCCACGAUGAGCCCGCAUCUCCAAUGCACGAGUCUGGCGCCUCCUUCUUGGCGCCGCGUGGUCGUGCGAGCAAGGAGAGCGACGGUGGAGGCGCCUCUCACAGCAUUCCAGCUGGCAUUAUAGAGCCUUGGAAGUUGGGUGUGAGUUUGGACCCAAAGAUACCGCUUUAUGUGAGGACAUUGACGGAAAAACGACCCGCUGCAGUGCGCAGUGGCAGUACUGGUGGUGAUGCACUGCCAUUGUCCCCCUCACGCGUUUGUGCCUUGUUGGGUCGAGAGGACUGUGAGACGUACAUUUUGCCUCAGCGCGAGUUGCUUUUUACCUUCUAUGCCCCUGCGGAGGUGGUUGCCAUGUGUGCACAGGAAAAUGAAGAGCGCAUGCAGCGACAGGCGGCGCUGGGAUAUGGUAGUCCGACGCACGUGUUUGCGGACGGCCCACGGACAGCGCGACGUAUUUUGCAGGGAGCGCACUGCAACCAUGUGGCGGCUGAGGAGGCAGCGGCGGUGCCAAAGAGUGGCACGGGGGCCACACACACACCACAACGUGAGCGUGUAAUGUAUGAAGUUCGAGCACUGCCGGGUGAUGUUGUGUUUGUCCCGCGGGGGUGGCGAUAUCGUGUGGAGCGUAUUAUCGGUGUCGCCGUCCUGGACGCCGUCGCAACUGCGCCCGUGCAAGCAGCAAUGACAGGGAAGCAGACGGGGGCUGAGGGUCUGCCGUAUGGUGCCUUACGGGCCGCCUUCAUGCGCAACGCCUCCUCGACGUUUGCGUUCUCGUUGGGGAAGGCAAACACGGCGUUGCACGAGGCAGGCGCAGACGUGAGCCGCAUGGAGGCGGCUGAAAUUUGUGGUGUUGAGGUAGAGGCCUUUGUGUUGUGCUACAAGCCGUACCCGCUGCUGUCGGCCGAGCAGGCCGCGGCGUAUGUACCGGCCAAUUACGUGCGUCGCGGCGUCGAGGAGUUUUACGCCAAAGGUGGGAAUGACGUCUUUCACAGGUACGUGUAA